AUGAAGAAAACUAAUUACAAGCCUUCAUAUAUCAUGUUGACUGUUAUGCUUACUCUACUAAUAACAACUUCAAGUACAAGUUCUGUGCAUGGAUUUAACGUGAUUGAUAAAUGCUGGAGAACAGAUCCAAACUGGAGGAGUCACAGGCAACAAUUAGCUAAAUGCUCCGUUGGUUAUUCUGGGAAGAUGACUAAUAAUAUUGGAGACGAUGUGAUCAAAUAUAAGGUUACUGAUACAAGUGACGAUCCCUUAAACCCUAAACCCGGAACUCUAAGAUAUGCAAUGACGCAUAUUCAGGGAAAGAUAUGGGUAACUUUCGAAAGAAACAUGACUAUUAGGCUCCAAAAACCCCUUUUAGUCAGCAGCUUCACCACCAUUGAUGGCCGUGGAGUUGAGGUUCAUAUUGCUGAUGGCGCCUGUCUCAUGCUUCAAAGGGUGACAAAUGUGAUCAUUCAUGGUAUAAAUUGCAACCAGAGAAUGCCAAGGAUUCGUCAUGGAUAUGCACAUGUGGUCAACAAUGUUUACAAGGGAUGGGGUAACUACGCAAUAGGGGGAAGCAUGAACCCAAGCAUUAAGAGCCAAGCCAAUUAUUUCUUUGCAAGAGGAGGAAGGAACGAGGUCACAUGGAAACAGGAGAGUGGUGAAGUGGAAGGGAAUUUCCAGUCAGUUAAAGAUGUAUUCGCGAACGGAGCAUGUUUCAAUGGAUCGGGUUCUGGUCGUGAGGCCGUGAGGCCAAACUAUACGCCAGAUCAAGCGUUUCCAGUGGAAGAUGGACACAAGGUCAAGGAGUUGACAAAAAAUGCAGGUAUCUUAAAAUGUCCUAGUUCUUCUACCUGCUGAUCACAACACGUAGCUGAACCUGGACGGAAGCGUUGGAGAUAAAAGUGAUGAUUAAUUCUCUAGUAUUCUUUACUAGAAAAUAGCACCAUACAACCUCUCUUAUAAGUAUCUAAGCGAUGUUACGGCGCAGUUAUAAUAUAUAGUAUGUAAAAUUACCCCCCACCCCCACGCCCACCCCACCCCUCCUCCAAAAAAAAAUGUAUAAUAGUAUAUAGAAAAGCCUGAAUGU
Capsicum annuum is the source of this 1069-nucleotide messenger RNA. RefSeq names its product pectate lyase 1-like. The transcript has 5 exons. The coding region runs from base 1 to 840 and encodes 279 amino acids. The record is from RefSeq and is a predicted model, not a curated record. Gene Ontology annotation, molecular function: pectate lyase activity. NCBI's taxonomy places the organism in Eukaryota, Viridiplantae, Streptophyta, Magnoliopsida, Solanales, Solanaceae.